GUUGUUUGUUGUCCCGUCAACUCACCCCUCUAUUGUACAUACAUUCAACUCGCAACAAUCUGUGAGCUCCGACUUACCAGCGAAUCUUAUCACUAUUCCCAUCUUACCCGCCGUCCGCCUCUCUUCUUAUUCUCACCAGCGAAGUCCCCCCUUCCAGCCAUAAACUAGUCAUGUCAAGUGCGGAAGUACUCCCAGGCUCAGAGUCGAAAAGAUGGAAAUAUCUCGACAAUGUCCGAACACGGCCAGGCGCGUUCGUGGAUCCGGAUGGGUUUGACGGCUCAACGGUGGUGGAGAACAUGGACAAAAUCAAAAUCCUCGGAGCAGGAGGACUAGGGUGUGAGAUCCUCAAGAACCUCGCCCUUUCCGGGUUCAAGGACAUUUCCGUCAUUGACAUGGAUACGAUCGACAUCUCCAACCUUAACCGCCAGUUCCUCUUCCGCCACGCGGACGUAGGGAAAUUCAAAGCCGAAGUAGCUGCCAAGUUCGUUGAGAGAAGGGUAAAAGGUGUCAAGAUUACGCCAUAUAACUGCAAGAUACAGGACUUCGACGAAGAAUUCUACCAGCAGUUCCAGAUUGUAGUCUGCGGACUGGACAGCAUCGAGGCUCGCCGAUGGAUCAACGCCACGCUUGUCAACAUGGCAAAUUACGAGAACCCUGACAGUAUGAAACCGCUAAUCGACGGCGGCACCGAGGGCUUCAAGGGCCAAGCACGCGUCAUCCUACCGACCAUGGGCUCCUGUAUCGAGUGCCAGCUCGACAUGCACGCUCCGCGAGCCGCCGUCCCUCUCUGCACUCUUGCCAGCAUCCCUCGCCAGCCGGAACACUGCAUCGAAUGGGCGCACGUCAUCGCCUGGGACAAGGAGAAGCCGUUCCCCCAGCUUGACAAGGACGACCCGGAGCACAUCACCUGGCUCUACCAGAAGGCGCUCGAACGAGCAAAGGAGUUCAACAUCUCGGGCGUCACGUACUCUUCGACGCAAGGCGUGGUGAAGAACAUCAUCCCGGCCAUCGCGGCCACGAACUCGGUCAUCGCCGCGGCCUGCUGCAACGAGGCGCUCAAGAUCGCGUCCAGCUGUGCACCCUUUCUGGGCACCCCCGGCGAAGGCGAGCCCAACUACAUGAUGUAUUCCGGCAACGACAGCAUUUACACGUAUACGUUCAAGCACGAGCAAAAGGAGGACUGCCCCGUGUGCGGCAUGACGGCGAGGGUGCUCAAGGUCAACCCCAAGUGGACGCUCGAGGAGCUCAUCGAAUCGUUCGCCACCCUUCCCGAGGCGCAGCUGAAGAAGCCGUCGGUCCGCGCCGAGGGAAAGACGCUGUACAUGCAGUUGCCCCCGAGCUUGGAGGAGCAGACGAGACCGAACUUGGAGAAGACACUUGAGGAGCUUGGGCUGACGGCAGGUACCGAGAUCGCCGUUACUGAUCCAGCGUUUGUAGGAGUGGUGUUCAACUUUAGCCUCAGGUUUGCAUGAACACUCCAUGGCAUUUAAGAAUUGUGGUUGCUUCGCCUGGCCUGGCUGGACUAUGUUUAUGCUGUAGUCGGGUUGAAUUUGUAGAUUGCUUACAAGCGGGAGCGUCACACAACAAGCAGCGGGGAAUGACAGGCUUUGAAGGGGGGUUAUAGCGACGAAUUUGCUGGCCACUCCUUUGAGUCAAUAUCAAUACAAGAUAUCUUUAAUCAUGUGCUUCAAAACCUACU
Messenger RNA from Neurospora tetraspora, 1699 nucleotides. Its product is annotated as NEDD8-activating enzyme E1 catalytic subunit. The record is from RefSeq and is a predicted model, not a curated record. Lineage: Eukaryota; Fungi; Ascomycota; Sordariomycetes; Sordariales; Sordariaceae. The transcript is spliced from 4 exons. Gene Ontology annotation, molecular function: NEDD8 activating enzyme activity. The coding region runs from base 171 to 1472 and encodes 433 amino acids. Gene Ontology annotation, biological process: protein neddylation. Gene Ontology annotation, cellular component: nucleus; cytoplasm.